UUCAGCGUCUGGGGAAAGGAGUUAAGGGAGGAGUUGGGGUCCGAGUGGGCCAGUCAGGGUGCGAUCGGACGGCGCUCGGUGGGGUUGCCAGGUAAUAUUUCACGAUGCCAGGGCGUUCCGGUUCAAAUUCAGGUUCAACUGGUUUCAUAUCAUUCAGCGGUGUAGAAUCUGCUCUCUCCUCCUUAAGAAACUUCCAGUCCUGCAUCAGCUCUGGAAUGGAUACCGCUUCUAGUGUUGCUUUGGAUCUUGUGGAAACUCAGACUGAAGUGAGUAGUGAAUACAGUAUGGACAAGGCAAUGAUUGAAUUUGCUAUGAUGGAUCGGGAACUAAACCAUUAUGUAAAGGCUGUUCAGUCUGCGAUAAAUCAUGUAAAAGAAGAACGUCCAGAAAAAAUACCAGAUCUUAAAUUAUUAGUGGAGAAGAAAUUUUUGGCUUUACAGAAUAAGAAUUCUGAUGCAGACUUUCAGAAUAAUGAAAAAUUUGUACAGUUUAAACAACAGCUGAAAGACCUGAAGAAGCAAUAUGGUCUUCAAGCAGACAGAGAAGCUGAUGUAACAGAAGGAGUUGAUGAAGAUAUGAUUGUGACCCAAAGUCAGACCAACUUCAUCUGCCCCAUCACGCAGCUGGAAAUGAAGAAGCCUGUGAAAAAUAAAGUCUGUGGCCACACCUACGAAGAGGAAGCCAUUGUUCGCAUGAUAGAGUCCAAGCACAGGCGGAAGAAAAAGGCCUGUUGCCCUAAAAUUGGCUGUAGCCACACAGAUGUGAGAAUGUCUGACCUCAUCCUGGAUGAAGCUCUUCGGAGGGCGAUCGAGAGCCACAAGAAAAAACAGCGUCAAGCAGAGUAGGACGAAGCCUCCUGCCCACAGGGCCGUCCGCAGCUACCUCCUACCCCGCCACCCGUGGCGAGCCGUGCUCACCCUAGCCGUCCAACUAGCUGCCUAGCGUACUUUGGGUAAACCUUGAGGGUUUUAAGCAUAAUGGAAAGCAUUUUUCUAUGUUCCAACAAGAUUUCAAGCAGAUUAUAUUGUUUAUUUUUAAGCGUUCUAUAACUUUAAAUAAAACUUUGA
This is a messenger RNA of Condylura cristata (star-nosed mole), 1067 nucleotides long. RefSeq names its product non-SMC element 2, MMS21 homolog (S. cerevisiae) (gene NSMCE2). The coding region runs from base 105 to 845 and encodes 246 amino acids. Gene Ontology annotation, molecular function: ubiquitin-protein transferase activity; zinc ion binding; SUMO ligase activity. The record is from RefSeq and is a predicted model, not a curated record. NCBI's taxonomy places the organism in Eukaryota, Metazoa, Chordata, Mammalia, Eulipotyphla, Talpidae. The transcript has 7 exons. Gene Ontology annotation, biological process: double-strand break repair via homologous recombination; protein sumoylation; protein ubiquitination. Gene Ontology annotation, cellular component: Smc5-Smc6 complex; nucleus.